AUGUUCACCAAGACUCUUCCGGUCGCUCUUCUCGCGGGUGCUGCUUCGGCGGCUUGCCCUCUUUCGGUAUCGAUUGCCGACGCGGAUAACCACGUCGUCAACGUCCAGGUCACAAACACUGGAAGCGAGACACUUCAAGUCUUCAAGGGCAACACCGUGUUCAGUGCACACGCGACCAAGGAUCUGUUGGUAGCUGAUGCAGCCGGCAAGGCCCUUCCUUUUGACGGAGUCUACGUCAAUUACAAGAAGACUGGUCUUACUGCCGACAACUUCCAGAAGAUCGCGGCUGGAGAGACAGUCACGGUGUCGGUCAACGCAGCCAAGAGCUACAAGCUUCAGGGUGUCAACCAAGCCAAGGUGUCCGCUAUCCAGGGCUUCCGCUAUGCUACGGGAGAGGAGGUGCCCUCUGCUCUCAAGGGCCUAUCCUUCUGCGCGGACCAGGCGACCGACUCCGUUGAAGUGACCCCAGACCAGAGCACCCACGUCUCCCACAAGCGCGAAGAACCCUUGAACUCCCGCAUCCAAAAGCGCUCCGUCACGUAUUCCUCGUGCUCGACGUCGCAGACCUCUACCCUCAAGACCAGCGUUACGGACGCCAUCUCUAUGGCCAGCGCCGCCUACACCGCCGCCGGCUCCGCAGCCGACUACUUCACCACCUGGUUCAAGUCGACCUCGGUCGAGUCCAAGGUCCAGACCAUCUACAACGACGUCAAGAACGUGCAGACUACCUCCCCCAAGAUCUCCUGCACAGACACCUACGGCGACUGCAGCGACGGCUCGGCGCUCCUGUACACCGUGCCCAGCGCUAAGGUCAUCGUGCCGUGCCCCAACAACGGCUUCUGGGACUUCCCCGAACUGGCUAGCGCGUGCUCUGGCGACGACUAUGAUAAGGCUGGUUCCAUCUUACAUGAGAUGACCCAUUUGUAUGGUACCGAUGACUACGCUUAUGGAUAUGUUGCAGCGCAGAAGUUGAGCGCUACCCAGGCUGCGGCGAAUGCGGAUACGUAUGAGAUGUAUGCCGAGAGCGUGAGGCUGGGUGGUUGCACUGUCGGUUAG
Didymosphaeria variabile is the source of this 1056-nucleotide messenger RNA. RefSeq lists its product as uncharacterized. The record is from RefSeq and is a predicted model, not a curated record. Lineage: Eukaryota; Fungi; Ascomycota; Dothideomycetes; Pleosporales; Didymosphaeriaceae. The coding region runs from base 1 to 1056 and encodes 351 amino acids. Gene Ontology annotation, molecular function: metalloendopeptidase activity. The transcript is spliced from 3 exons. Gene Ontology annotation, biological process: proteolysis.